AUGUGCAUGGAUGAGAACUGGGAAGCGUUGACCCGUAAGGAUUAUAAUACCUUACACAGCCUGGGGGUUCUAUAUGGUCGCAUUCACGGUUUCUUUUGCGAGGGCAAAAGGGACACUGCUAGUCUGCAAAGACAGAUUCGUCACUUCGCCAACUCAUACCCGGUCAAGCAAUUGGGCUGCGGCCUCUCGACACCGCUUCCUCUAGGUGCCUGGGCCUCUUUGAAAGAUUUUAUUCUUCAUGACCAAGAAGUUUCCAAUCUUCCGAUCAUCGCCGAUCAUGUCGGAUGCGCGACGCCUACUGAUAUUGGAAGCUCGAGCCUUGAUGAUUUUGUUCAGCUGCUUCAUGCCGACAGGAUCCAUCUUAAGAUUUCUGCGCUAUACCACCGAUCUCGAGGGAGUAUUGUUGACAUGAAACCCAUCAUUCAACGAUUUGCGGAUAGCGCCCCCUCCGCACCGAUAUGGUGCAGUGACUGGCCUCAUGUGGAUGCCUCCAGCCGAAGCCCAGACGAUCAAGUGAUACCCAGAACAACAAACCCCAAGAGAGAUCUUGUGCUUUUGCAAGAUUGGCUCUCAAUUGAUCAAUCUCGAAAAAUGCUGGUGCACAAUCCAGAGCGUCUGCUUGGGCAUUAA
This is a messenger RNA of Penicillium alfredii, 630 nucleotides long. RefSeq lists its product as uncharacterized. Bases 1 to 630 code for a protein of 209 amino acids. The transcript has a single exon. The record is from RefSeq and is a predicted model, not a curated record. Gene Ontology annotation, molecular function: hydrolase activity. NCBI's taxonomy places the organism in Eukaryota, Fungi, Ascomycota, Eurotiomycetes, Eurotiales, Aspergillaceae.